Molecule: messenger RNA, 2174 nt
Organism: Zophobas morio
Lineage: Eukaryota; Metazoa; Arthropoda; Insecta; Coleoptera; Tenebrionidae
Product: zinc finger protein ZFP2-like
Exons: 7
Coding region: 178-2109 (643 amino acids)
Biological process (GO): regulation of transcription by RNA polymerase II
Molecular function (GO): RNA polymerase II cis-regulatory region sequence-specific DNA binding; DNA-binding transcription factor activity
Source: RefSeq, a predicted model, not a curated record
AACAAAACCCAAGCGCUAGUUAAGAAACAUGGCACCCGCCUGUAUUUAUUAUUUUGCAGUGUAGUGCAAACAAUUCCUUCAUUAUGUAGAAAAGUGUAGCCUAAAUUCAAAUUCAGUUUUAGAAUUUGCUUUUUAAUUUAUGAAAAUAAAUUACUUUCUCAACAAAUACCUGAGAAAAUGCAUAAGGAAUCUUAUCAAGAAACGUCUGAAAUCUCAACAGAGCAAGAAAACGAUGCCUUAAACACGACACACAAAAAUUCACCCUCAAAGUUACAAAAAUGCAAAUUUUGCUAUCUAGAAUUCCAUGCAAUUAAUGACUAUUUAUCGCAUAUUGAAACUACACACCAAAAUAUUCAAAGCAACAAAUUUAUGUGCAGCGAAUGUGGUAAACAAUACAAAACAAAAAAUGAACUCACAAAUCACAUAAAUUCAAAAUGCGGAACAAUAAAACGGUUUAAGUGCAAAAUUUGUGACCAAAAUCUGAUGUCAGCUGGUUCUCUGUAUAAUCACAUGUUACGGCAUAAGGAUGUAAAGAGUUUUAUGUGUCGAUAUUGUGCCAAAUUAUUUUACACUGCAGGACAACUGCAAGUGCACGAACGAAUACAUACUCAAGAUAGAGCUUAUGUUUGCGAGGUAUGCAACAAAGGGUUUUGUCAUAGACAAAGCCUCAUCACACACAGUUCUAUCCAUACAGGAAUUAAACCCUAUCAGUGCGAAAAUUGUGGCAGUUCAUUCAGUUGCGUUGGAAAUCUAAUAAAGCACAGGAAAACUCAUGCAGACACAUGUGGUUUAAUUCCAUUAACAACUCACAGGGUUAAACAUCCUUCCACUAAAAUUAAAGUCAGGAUUAACACGCCUUCAACCUCAAGACUAAAGAAUUAUGAAAAAGGCAAAGAAAUUCAAAAAGAACUGGAAAAUUUAAAGACUGAAUUGAGAAAAGACAGUGACGUUAAACUGGAGCUUUCUUCACAGUACGUGCAACGUUUUGCGCAAGAUAUGAAGAUAGAACGAGAUUCAACAAUCGUGAAAGAUGUAGAAAACAAAAUUAAAGUAGAGAAAGUAGAAAAAGACUGUGAUAAUCAAAAUGAAGAUGAUUGUCUGGAUUCUAGUGGCAGUGAUAAUGACGACGAUGAUGUCGAUAAUAGUAACGACUGUGUAAAUACUGUAGAAGACAAUAACACUGACGAAGAAGCAAUUUUUGGUAUAGAUCCAGAGAAAAAUGAAUGGCAAAUUGCACAAACUGACAGUAAGAAUGAACGCACAACAGUAAAAGAUCCACAAAAGAAAAUUAUAAAAGAAGACUUAUUAAAAUUUAUACAAGAAACUAGUUUUGACAGCGAUGGUUAUGGCGACUGUAAAUAUUGUGGCAAAAGGUACAUGAAUGCCACCUGGUUAUAUAAACAUGUUAAAAAUCACGAAAAAAGCAUUCCAGUGGGAAAUGACAAUAACUUUGGUGUUCCUCUCCACAAAUGCAGUUGCUGUAAGAUGACUUUUUAUACCAAGGAAGAUAGUUUGAUUCAUCAACAGACCAACCAUGCAGAUAUCUUAACAUGUCAAGACUGUGAAAAGUUAUUUGCUAAUCGCGACUCAUUACGUUCACAUCAAAAAGUAUUUCAUCAGGGUAUGUGUAGGAAAGCCUAUAUAUAUGUGUGUGAAAAAUGUGGCCAACAUUUCAAACAAAAAUCAAAACUUAAAGUUCAUGAGGAAAGAAACUGUAACAAAGGCCCGUAUUAUGAAUGCUCAAUUUGUAAAAAACAGUUCUCAAGUAUAUACAGCAGAAACAACCACAUGAGAGUUCAUGAUCCUGAGAAGAAACUUCUGUGUAAAUUCUGCGCUAAAAGUUUUCACUGGAAGGGGCAACUUAAGAUUCAUGAACGUAGCCACACUGGAGAAAAACCUUUUGCAUGUUUAUACUGUCCAAAAGCAUUUGCUUACAGAGAAAGUCUGAUUACUCACAGCAGUAUGCAUACUGGAAUCAAACCACAUUUAUGUGAUGGAUGUGGUGCUAGGUUUUCCUGCAUUGGAAACUUGAUUAAACAUAGAAGUAGUCAUGCCAGCGAAUGUGGAGCAUGGACUUACAAGACACAGCUUCAAGAGUUUGGCAGCUAACUCAAUUCCUAAAAUUGAUUUAAUUUAUAUUUUUAUUGUCAAAAAUAAACAAUGAUAUUUCAUAA